GAUUUAGCGUGUUGGUCAGUUGUUGGUAAGGAGCCAAGCCUGAUGUUAACACAUGGCUGCUGUAGAGGCAAAUGUAUUACAAAAGGACAAUUGGAAAUCCUUCCUAUCAACCUACAACAAAGUGACAGAGCAUUGCUUCCUGGACUGUGUCCAUGACUUCAAAACACGGAAAGUCUCCCCAUUAGAGACAUCUUGCGCAUCCAACUGUUUACAGAUGUAUAUGAAGGUGUCUCAGCGUGUUGAUCAAAGAACCAUGGAAUUUCAGACAAAAUAUACAAAUGAUGCAGAGAACACAAAAAGCUGAUGAAAUAUUUACAUCAAUCAAUAUGAUCUCAUUAAACAAUGCCAUAACGGCGGAGAAAAUGAAAUCUGACUACCAAUGCCAUUAAAACACAAAUAAUGGUAUCUUUCUACAUCAAAAGGGAGCACAGGAACCAGUUUCCCCAUGUUUACAAGACUUUGUAAAUCAAAUAUUUUGUGAUAUAUUUGAUUUGAUAUUGCUUCAUAUGUUUCGAUGGAAUGGAUGUUGUGUUAAACUAUCAUAUUCCAGUAAAAUUGAAAUGUAUUUUUAAAUAAACUAUGAAUAUAACUCUUUUAAUCUUCUAAUUUUAUUAUAAAGAUACAUAUAUAGAAUAGGCAUGGUUUGGAUUUCAAUACAGGCCAAGUGCGUCAUUUGACCUAUAACCGUGAAUGAUGAUGGCCAAUAUAUCACAGUGUAGAUCUUGAUGGUGAUAUUAUCCUGUGAAUAUGGUAUUAAUCUGUUUAGAGAUAUUACGUAUACAUAACAGAAGUGGUUAAGAGUGACCAUUCACCUUGACCAAUAACCAAAAUCUAAUAAGUUGUAGAACUUGAUGGUGUGAUAGUUUGGUGGUGAGUAGAAAUGAAAUCCAUCAACGUGUUUAUGAGGUGUUUAGCACACAAACCUUUCAUUCCACAAAUGGUCAAGAGUGUUGCUUUACCUUGACUGAUAACCAUCAAAAUCUAAAAAGUUGUUAGAAGUUGAUGGUGCAACACUUUGGUAGGGUAGUAACAAAAUUUGUCAGAGGGUUCAUUACCUUGUACAUCAGCUUUUUUUAAGUAUUACAUAGUCACUGAGUAUGCCAAAAUGUAAAUGAAACUAGUGGGUCAAUAUUCCUAUAAUAUAAGGUAACAAAUUCUUGUGUUCAAAAGUUUCAAAAUUCCUCAAUGGAUAUAUUAUAUCAAGUACUGGAGAAUGUGUUAUGAAAUAAAAUUGAUGUGCUACAA
This is a messenger RNA of Ylistrum balloti, 1245 nucleotides long. Its product is annotated as mitochondrial import inner membrane translocase subunit Tim9-like. The transcript is spliced from 4 exons. The record is from RefSeq and is a predicted model, not a curated record. NCBI's taxonomy places the organism in Eukaryota, Metazoa, Mollusca, Bivalvia, Pectinida, Pectinidae. Bases 53 to 304 code for a protein of 83 amino acids.